Messenger RNA from Orcinus orca (killer whale), 7472 nucleotides. RefSeq names its product zinc finger protein 783 (gene ZNF783). The record is from RefSeq and is a predicted model, not a curated record. Gene Ontology annotation, biological process: regulation of DNA-templated transcription. The transcript has 7 exons. NCBI's taxonomy places the organism in Eukaryota, Metazoa, Chordata, Mammalia, Artiodactyla, Delphinidae. Bases 3374 to 5134 code for a protein of 586 amino acids.
AUGGACGCUUAGGUUGCUUCCAUAUCUUGACAAUUGUAAAUAAUACUGCUGUGAACAGUGGGGUGGAAAUCUGUUCCCUUCUUGUACUGUACCUUUGCAUACCUUAGAUUUUGUUCACUCGUGAAUAUCUGAGUAGCCUCCAUGUGCAGAGUCUACAGAGGGAGGGAUGAAAGGUUAAAUCAGAUUUUGUUCUUGGGCUCACAGGCUGUCAAGGGACUUUAAUAGAAGAUAGAAAAUGAAGCUAAAAUUCUGUAAGAGAACAAUUACAUUCAAGUUGCAGGACAUUGGGAAAGGCUUUAUGAGAGAUGACAUUUGAGCUGGACCUUUAAGGAUGAGAUGAAGGACAUUCUAAAAAGGAGAGACAUGACCAAACUAGACCUUAUGGGGCAUGUACCAAUAAACACCAAUUCAUUCGACUUGUCUGGAGGGUGGGGUGGGAGGAGGGGAGUAGGGGGACGUGGUUGGAAAGAGAGGUUGGGGUCAGACUAAGGAGUUUGGAUUGUAUUGAGUGAGUAAUGGGGAGCUGAGAGUUUUGAGCAAAAGGGUGACCUGAAUCUAACUGCGAUUUGGGACUAUUAACCUAAGAAGAGGUACAGCAUGCUUUUGUCGUUGCCGGGGUGGGGGAUAUGUUAGAAGGUUUUUGAGUGAGAACAGCAAGAGCCAGUGAGGAUCUGACUGGGUGCCGCUUCAGCGCGAAGAGAGUGAUGGACAAGAUCACCGAGGUGGAGUCAACAGGAGGCGAUGCUCUUUGAAGGCGGGGACCAGGUCUUAAUUGUAUCCAGAUUCCACAGCUCUGAGCAUGGGGGCUUCCCACAUAGAUGGUCACAGCACGUUUACUGAAUGAACAGGUAUAACAGGAAUUCACAGGAUAGGGAGCUCAGUGCUGUCUGAACUAGGGAGGGCUUCGUGGAGGAAGGGGGAUUUGGUUAUACUUCUGGUCUCCCUCUUCUAAUACUUCCCCUCCUACCACUUUACAAUUCUGGGUGGGUCCACUUUCUAAUCUAAAGGUAGGGUGAGGGGGCCACGGGAAUUCUCUCUGAGCUGCCCCAUCUCCUGGCUGAGGGCACUAGCACUUGAGUAUCUUGACCACCCCCCAACCCUACGUGACCCUAAGGUGUUGUUUUAGUGGCCCUCACCUGACCAGCCCACCUUCUGCAGCACAGGCCGAUGGCCAACUGUCUCAGAGUGGGCUGCACCUGGGUGGAGUCACCCCUGUCCCUGCAGGGUCUGUGCCUGUACUUUGGAAAUCCAGUGUUGUCAACUCACCCAGAGGUGUUCAGGCCCUGGAGAUCUGAUCUAAAAAAGAGCAAAUCCACAGGAGACAGAUUAAUAACGAAGGAUGCAAGUAAUUUUAAUUUAUAUUAGAGCUACACCUGGCCUGACACCCAGGCUGGUCUGCUGUGGAAACCACAUUAUGGUGUCAAGUUUCUGUAUUUUUUGUUCAAUAUAUUUAUAAAGUCAGAGCGUGGGAAUGAGAGGCAGCUCUGGGAGCUAAUGCACAGGGCAGUGUGAUCAUUCAACCAGUAGAAGCAGCAUUUCAUGGCAACUAGUUAGAAAUGAAAUUCUGGACUCCUACCCACUCCAGCCGCAGGCCUAGAAACUCUGAGACCGGUGCCCAACAGUCUGUAUUUUAACAAGCACUCCAGGAGAGCAUGAUGCACACUGAAGUUUGAAUACUGACUUACAGAAACUCUUCUAAAAAACGCAGACCAGCUGUCAAAAAUUAGGGCACUCUUCCCUGAACAAAGCUUGUUUAAUACAAGCAUCUUCCUCUCCAAUCCAUUUUCCAGACUCUUUCUGUUUGCCUUGGGCAUUAACUCUUACUUUAUGAGAUCACAACUUAUCAAUUUAUAAGAAAUUUAUAAUCCUUAAUAUAUUGGUCUUACCCCUGCUGAGAACCGAGGGAUGCUCUUCCUGUCUUCAGCACAAGUUUGCAAACUGUCUUAAGGUCAGGUUACUUCAACAAGGAUUUCCACAAUAAACAAUGCCAUAUAUUGAUUUGACUUCUUGUUACCUUAAAGUAACACUUCCUAACCUUGCCCCAAAUUCUACGGGUGCACCUUACUUGGAGAAGGUAUCAAUUUACUUAUGUUCUUAUUAUAUUGAUUGACCACACUUUUGCUUGGAUCAAAUACAUGGGCAAAUCAUUUUCUCCCUCCCUCCCAAGAGAAAAAUACUAAGAAAAGAAACAAAAACAAAGCAUACACACAAAGAAACAAAACUGCAGAGUAAUUUCUAGUGGGAAGAAUUUCCGGGCUUGUUGGACAAAGAGUGAGGUGAUUGGGAAAUGCAGAAAAGAUAGAAAAUAAAAGUUAAAUGGCAUGCAGCAUAUUUUACUUUAUAUUCAGAGAUUGACAGGUUUUCCAGAGCAAGGCUCGGUGGGUUGCAGAUGAGGAAAAUAGGUCCUAGAUUGAGUCGUUCAUUCAAGAUGCCUCAGGGCCUGAAUUAGUGAUGGAUUUACUCUUGCUGCAGAGGAUCCCCAGCUGGUGGCUGAUGCGCAAGUGAAGACUGGGCGUGGCAAAGAGGGCUUCAGAGCACUCUGCGGAGGAUGCUCGAGUCGCGUGUCUGCUGGGAAGGUGGGCCCCAGGGAAGGACGAGGAGACCCAGGGUCCCCAAAGGGAGGUUUGGGGAGGGAGGUGGGGCUUUUUUUUUUAAGGAAAUAAAAUUUUCCUGAGGUCUAUUUGUUCUGAAAAACUAAUAAAGUUUAAAAACCCUUAUUGAUCCCUCCCACCCCCCUGGCUUUUCCCGGGCAAAAUGUAUAGUCACUUUGGGUCCAUUAGAGGUGUUCAAACGGCAAAUCAAGUGCAUACACUUGCGAUUACCCGGCAAUGACGGACCUUCUUCCCCCAAAGCUUCGAAGUUUCCUGCGCGUUUCCUUUAUUAGCUCCCUGACUGGAUUGCCCCAGCACCCCGGAGAGGGGUUAGGGUCCCACCGUGCCGGCCCUGCGCGUGGCCCGCGCCGCUCGGCCCAGGCCCGAGGGUCGCCUCCACCCGAAGGGAGCCCGUCUGGAGGGCCCCGCGGCGCGUGAGGCCCGGCGUCGACUACCGCGGCCCAGGAGGGGGCGGGCACCCCGCUCCCCCCGGGAGACCCCCGCGGCCGCCGGGGCGGGUGGGCGCAGAAGGCCGCGGGCCGCGGGCGUGCGGUCCUUCGGGCUGCAGGGGGCGCUGUGCGCGCCCUCGGGCAGGGCCGCGAGCGCAGCUCUUGUUUAAAGGGCCGGCGGGGCACGUGGCUCGGACGCAGCUCGCGGCCGCCCGGCAGGAGCUCCGAGGCUGGGCGGCUCAGCUCCGCCUCCGCCGCCGCGCCGCGCAGCGCCGCGCCGGGCCCGACAAACCGGGCCUGAGGAGAGCCGCCCAGAGAAGGACGCGGGCAGCCAUGGCCGAAGAGGCGCCUGCCCCGGCUCCAGAGAGAGACAGGCAAAUAGGGGAUGAAAGGCCUUUGACGCCUUCUCCAUCACCCCAGCUGGCUGCUGAGAAGAGUUCAUACCUCUACUCCACGGAGAUCACGCUGUGGACGGUGGUGGCCGCCAUCCAGGCGUUGGAGAAGAAGGUGGAUUCCUGCCUGGCCCGCCUGCUGACUCUGGAGGGGCGGACAGGGAAGGCCGAGAAGAAGCUGGCCGACUGCGAGAAGACGGCCGUGGAGUUGGGGAACCAGCUGGAGGGCAAGUGGGCGGUGCUGGGGACCCUGCUGCAGGAGUACGGGCUGCUGCAGAGGCGGCUGGAGAACGUGGAGAACCUGCUGAGGAACAGGAACUUCUGGAUCCUGCGGCUGCCCCCAGGCAGCAAGGGCGAGGCCCCCAAGGUGCCCGUGACCUUUGAUGAUGUGGCCGUGUAUUUCUCUGAGCCAGAGUGGGGCAAACUGGAUGAGUGGCAGAAGGAGCUGUACAAGCACGUGAUGCGGGGCAACUACGAGACGCUGGUCUCCCUGGAUUAUGCCAUCUCCAAACCGGAUAUCCUCACCCGGAUGGAGAGGGGAGAGGAGCCUUGCCCUGAAGGCCCAAGGGGCCGGGAGGAGGGGAGUGACAGAGAGGAAGCACGCCCAAGGAGGCUGGGCGCUGGCCUUCCUCCAUAUCCAGAGCACACCUCCAGCCCAGUCAGCCCUGCCCAGAAGGAGCCAAAAGAAGGUCAGGCCUCCAAGCACCAGCAAGACUCAGAAACAAGAGUAACCCCACCCGAAACGAGCACCGGACCACUAGCCAGCACUAGCGUUUUGUCCUCGGUUAAACGGGAGGAAGAAUCUUCAGAUGGGGAGUCACCCACCUCCCCUCCCAGGGACAUCCUGCCCGGCAUGGGGCCAGGUGGUGGCGGUAUGGUCAUCAAGACGGAAGCACAAUCUGAGGACGAGAUGAUGCCUGAGCAGCUCUACCUUGGGGAGUCCCCGAGCCAGCCAGAGUGUAGACUCCCCAAAGGGCCCAGGAGCAGGACCGGGGGUUCUGGCCGGCCUCACUCGGGGGCAGCGCCCAGGGUGCGGGCAGGGGACCCUCUGCCACCGGGGGCACCGGGGAAGGGGGGCGAGCCGCCUCGCGUCCUACCCCGCCGGCGAGAGCGGGCCUUCCCCUGCCCUGACUGCGGACAGAGCUUCCGCUUGAAGAUCAACCUGACCAUUCACCAACGGACCCACGCGGAGGAGGAGCAGCGCGCGGAGGCCCGGGGCGGCUCGGCCUCCGGGGCCGGGGGACGUGCCCAGCCCGCGCUGGAGCCGGGGGAGGUGGUGGUGCCCGGCCCCGUCAUCCGCUGGCUCCCAGAGGGGCCCGAGGGCCGCCGCUGCUUCGUGGGGCGGAGGCCGGCGGCCGCCAAGGUGUACCACUGCAGCGAGUGCCUGCGCUUCUUCCAGCAGCGGAAGAGCCUGCUGCUCCACCAGCGCCUGCACACCGGCGACAGCCAGGGCUGGCCCGCCUGCCCCUACUGCGGCAAGGCCUUCCGCCGGCCCUCGGACCUCUUCCGGCACCAGCGCAUCCACACGGGCGAGCGGCCCUACCCGUGCCCCGAGUGCGGCCGCGCCUUCAACCGCAACCACCACCUGGCGGUCCACAUGCAGACGCACGCGCGCGGCCAGGGCGGCCCGCACGUUCCGGCUCCCCCAGCCCGCCUCGGCAGCCCGCCGCUGGCACGGCCCAGCCCCUCCGAGGAGGGCUGACCGGGCAGGAGCCUGCGGGGCACCCCCUGCUCCAGGACCACCUCAACACCGGCGGAGCCCUUCCACUUGUGCCUGAUGCUGUUCCUCCUUCUGCGAUGGCUUUGGAGAGAUCUUUUUACAUGGGAAGCAGUGGCCUUUUUGAUGACAGAGUGUAUGCGUGCCAGAUGCCUCAGUUUCCUAAGUUUGUCACUCUGCUGCCUUUUCUACAUUCCUGACUUACACAGGGGCCACUAAGGCUUAGGGGAUGCCAAGCUUUGGUGGGGGCCUUUGACGGGUACCGUGGACAGGCAACAGGACCAGAGGCCAUGGCCUUUCUAGUAGGGGGUGUUCGAGACACGGAGAGCCUGGGGUUUGAUUUUAUACACAGAGGUCUUGGCCUUCUGUCAACACGAGAAACAGCAGAGUGGACAGACAGCCUGAAGAAUAGGCACUGGAAAUUUGAGUUUUCUACUGUUAUUUUGAAACUUUUUUUUAUGGAGAUUUUCUAAGUGCUUCUGUAAGUAUUGUGUGUGGUUGUAAAGGGGACCAAGAACUCCUGAGGGGCAGGGAUGAUUCUGCCACCUCCUUGUGUAUGGGGGUGGCAGAGGGACUGUCCAGACCAGCCUGGGAAUGCCUGUUGAUGGGGGUGCCUUGGCUGCUGCCCUGGAAACCAGGUGUCUUCCCAGGUGUGUGUUCCUUGGCCUAGACUGAUUCCCAGUAUUCCUGGUCCUUUCCCCAGUGGGUGUUCACAUCCAUGAUUGACUUUGGUAAUCAGCUGAGAGCGGGGAACUGCAGCCUGGAGUGGAUGACAUUUCCCCCAAGGUCUCAGUGUUCACGGGUGUGCACGCUCCAUGGACUGGACCCCACCUGACACCUGGGGGGUGGGGGAGGUCAGGUGCAGAGCGGGCCCAGGAAGUUCCUCCCGAGAGGAAGAUCCUGGUCUGAGUGAGGCUGGUCAGCCCACGUGGACUGUGGGGUUGCCAGGCCUGAUGUGUCACGUUAAAGGAGGGGGUUGUCUUCUAGAACUUGGGGCUCAUGGCAGAGUUAGGCCAGGAGAUCUAGGGGAAUCUUUUAACCACCUCCGUCCUCGUGUUACUUGUCUGUCGAAGGUGGUAAUGACCCCAGUGCAUCCUACCUCACCUUAGAGUUGUCAGGGUCAUAAUAGAUUUAGAGGCAGCGGGACAAAUAGGAAGCCUGAUUUCGACCUUCCUUUCAAGUUCAGGGCCCCCUUUCUCUUUCAUGUUGAUCUUCCAGCCCUCUUCCCAGUCAGAAUCACUCAAGAAGGACCUUUAUUUUCUGGAGUGAGUGGAAGGUCCCACGGGUGCAAAGUGAGGUAAGACUUUCCCUUUGGGCUAUAUCCGCCUGGAGCCUUUUGUACCUCAGUGGAACAAAUUCUCACCAAAGCAGUGAGGUUCGAACUGUGGAGGUUCGGGCUCUAGUGUCGCGCCUCAUGGAGAAGUCUCGGUGGCACCUAGCUUCUUGUGCCUCUUCAGUCACACCACUUUGGGCGCUCCCUAUAAACCAGCCCUUGGUCUGGGUGACUUUGAAGCUGGAGUGAUGGGUCCUCAGCUCUUCUGAUUGUUGUCUUAUUUAUCUGGCACUAUGUGAAGUGUCCAGUGUUCAGGCCUGCUUCCAGGUGCCUGGGUCCCUGGCUGUGCCACUUCCUCUUGCCCCCCUCUGACCCUCAUACCUCUCCUAAAGUCCUGAACAGGGUUGGGGGCAGAUGGAAACAUCGCUGUCAUCUCUGGGGCGAGAGUAUACGCGUCAGUGACUGCUCAGCCAAGCUCCUCUGGGCUUGGGAGAGGCGCCCCCCUCCCCUGCCAUAGAUCCUGCUUGUCUGCUCUGGUAUCCCCCAGCUCUUGCCAGGGCCCCGCAGUCAGGGCUGGGCUGUCAGCAAGUGCUCAGACAGGAUGUGGUGCUAGUGAAGCUGCUGAGAGCUUAGCCCUCAGCUGCAAGAGCUAGUCUCAGGUGUUUCCUUGGAAGGCCUCAGGGCUCAGAGUUUCCAGGCUUUUCUAAUGCUUAAUGCCCUGUGUAAAUACGCAAACUCUUAACAGAAGCAGUAAUCACUGUGCAGUGGUGCUCCUCUUCUUCCAAAGCAUUCAAUGUGCCGGGCUCCCGGCUAGGCCCUGUGAGUUUGCCUGGCACUCACUAGGUGUUCAAAGGACAUUCUUUACACUGAGGCUGCGUGACCUGGGAGGCUGGAGCCUGGUCUGACCCCAGUCUCACUCCCAGCUCUGGGUCUCGGGUUCCUCAUUUGUAAAGCAAAGUUGGGGUUCUGGUGUUAAAAGGCCCGUUAAGAACUGUGACAGUGGUGAAACCUUGGCCCCAUCAGUGCUCAAUAAAUAUGUUGGACUCUGUA